CCUUUGCGCUUACUGUCGAAAUAGCCCGGACUGGAACUCUUUCGUUUUUGGACAUGUAUCCGCGCUAUAAUAAGUGUAUCCGCCGGGGAAACGACGCGGCAUAUUAUAUCGUCUCACAGCUCUCCUGCCCCUCUGCAACGCAGUGGCCAGCAGUUUCACGCAUUCCCUUUUGCUAAUCUUCGUGCCCUUCUCCCCACCCAAUUCAGCCCCCAAGAACUCCAAUUCGUCUUUUGGACAUCUCAUCUACUCCCAUGAUCAGUAUGCGAUCAUCCUUGUCGGCCCUCCUCCUCUGGAGCGUGGUCCCGCUCAUCCCGGUCGCCUCCGCCGGGGAGUGCAGCUACGGAGAUAUACCACAGAUUAUCGCCCACACCGGCGAACCGGUGGGCAGAGAAGAGAAGUACAACGGAGUGAACCUAUAUAUAUCGGAGCCAGGCUGUGAGAACCCCAAGGUUGGCGUGCUGUACCUCACCGACGUCUUUGGCAUCCAGCUGCUGGAGAACAAGCUGCUCGCCGACUCGUUCGCGCGCGCGGGUUUCCUGGUCGUUGCUCCGGACCUGUUUGACGGCGAGCCGGCGCCCGCGGACUUCGGCACGCCCGGCUUCAACAUCACCGACUUCAUCCUCAAGCACGGGCCCAAUGCGACCGAUCCUAUCGUCGACGUCGGCCUGGCCUACCUUGGCGAGACGGGCGUCGACAAGAUCGCCGCCACGGGCUACUGCUUCGGCGGCCGCUACGCCUUCCGCCUGCUCGCGGCCGGCAAGGGCGUCGACGCGGCCUUCGCCGCCCACCCCAGCCUUCUGGAGGACCGCGAGAUUACGGCCGUCACGAAUCCGAUCAGCGUUGCCGCUGCUGAGAGCGACACGACGAUGUCUCCUGAGAGGCGCUCGCAAAUUGAGGCCCUUCUGGCCGACACCAAGAAGCCGUAUCAGGUCAACCUAUAUAGCGGCACCUCCCACGGGUUCGGUGUGCGUGCCAAUGUCUCCGACCCGCAGCAGAAGUUUGGCAAGGAAUCCGCGUUCUCGCAAGCCGUCAGGUGGUUUGAGGCUUGGGCUGGCGGUGCGCUGUGA
This is a messenger RNA of Thermothelomyces thermophilus ATCC 42464, 1067 nucleotides long. RefSeq lists its product as uncharacterized. Gene Ontology annotation, molecular function: hydrolase activity. The transcript has 4 exons. The record is from RefSeq and is a predicted model, not a curated record. Bases 252 to 1067 code for a protein of 271 amino acids. Lineage: Eukaryota; Fungi; Ascomycota; Sordariomycetes; Sordariales; Chaetomiaceae.